Molecule: messenger RNA, 2393 nt
Organism: Betta splendens (Siamese fighting fish)
Lineage: Eukaryota; Metazoa; Chordata; Actinopteri; Anabantiformes; Osphronemidae
Gene: slc61a1
Product: major facilitator superfamily domain containing 5
Exons: 2
Coding region: 430-1878 (482 amino acids)
Biological process (GO): molybdate ion transport
Cellular component (GO): membrane
Molecular function (GO): molybdate ion transmembrane transporter activity
Source: RefSeq, a predicted model, not a curated record
AUAUUCUGUAUUUCAAUAUUCGACGUCAGGUCGAACAUAGACCUACUUAGCAGUAGGUUACCUUGUAAGCUAAUGGUAGCUAAAUAACAUUAGCAUCAGGACAACGUUACAUUUGAGCAUCGUAAACUAGCUUCGUGGUAAAUUAAAUCAAACGUUCAGCAUACCGGCUGUCAGAUGUGACUACAUAUUAAGCGAUAAACAGUAUGCGGGGGUAGGUGUGUGCCGCCGUGUGUGUUGGUUUACUGAGUGGCCUUGUUGGCCACGUUGCAGACAAUCACCUGUUAAUUCGCACUAACUUUAGCUACUAAGUUAUUUACGGUAGCACAACUUGGCAGCUCAAAUCUAAACAGGUGCUGAUAAAAGGGAGAGAAACGAGCUGAAGUCGCCCCCGGACCCGUGGAUUUGCCUCUGGGUGCAGUGUCGCUCACCAUGUUGGUCACGGCGUACCUCGCCAUCGUCGUCCUGCUCGCCCUGUGCGUGGCCUUGGAGCUCACAGCCCGCCGCCUCACGCCCCCCCAGGCCGCCUCCACGGCCGUGGCCAACCCGGCGUUCCGUCGCUUCCAGGCCGUCUUCCUGCGGGCGUACCUCCUGGCUCUGUGGGCAGACUGGCUGCAGGGUCCCUACCUCUACAAGCUGUACCGGCACUACAGCUUCCUGGAGUCGCAGAUCGCCAUCCUCUACGUGUGCGGCCUGGCGGCCUGCGUGCUGUUUGCGCCCUUCUCCAGCUGGCUGCCUCAGGUCCUGGGCCGCAGACAGACAUGUCUGCUCUUCUGCCUGUCCUACUCCGCUUGUUGUCUCACCAAGCUGUCCAGAGACUACUUUGUUCUGAUUGUGGGCCGUGUGCUGGGGGGUCUGUCCACAUCUCUGCUGGCCACCACAUUUGAAGCCUGGUAUGUCCAUCAGCAUGUGGACGUCCAUGACUUCCCCAAGGAGUGGAUCCCGACAACGUUCGCAAAAGCAGCUACCUGGAACCACGGACUGGCUGUGGGAGCAGGGCUGAUAGCCAACCUACUGGCCGAGUGGCUCCACCUGGGCCCGGUGGCUCCCUUUCUCCUUGCGGUCCCCUGCCUGAUGUGUUGUGCCUGGCUGGUGCUAACAGACUGGGGGAAGGAAGAGGCUGAAGGAGGUCCCGAAGUGGAGAAACAGACAUUACUGCUUGGCCAACAGAAUGGCGGUGCGACCCGUUUGUCCGCAAAGGCCCGGUUCUCACGGAGCUGUCAUGACGGGCUGCGCUGCCUGCUCUCAGACAGGAGAGUGCUGCUGUUGGGUGGAGUGCAGGCUCUGUUUGAAAGCGUCCUCUACAUUUUUGUGUUCUUGUGGACCCCAGUACUGGACCCUCAUGGACCUCCCUUAGGAAUAGUGUUUUCCUGCCUAAUGGCUGCUAGUAUGGCUGGCUCCUUGUUGUACCGCCUAGCCACCUCCACCCACUACCACCUCCAACCUGUCCACGUGCUGUGCCUGGCUGUGCUGAUGGCCUUCUUCUCCUUCUUCAUGCUGACUUUUUCCACCGCUGCAGGUCAGCCUAGAGCUCAUGAAUCUUUUCUUGCCUUCCUGCUGCUGGAGCUGGCCUGUGGCCUCUACUUCCCUGCAGUCAGCUUCCUCCAGGGCAGGGUGAUCCCAGAGGAGAAGCGGGCAGGUGUGCUGGCCUGGUUCCGGCUGCCUCUCCACCUGCUGGCUUGCCUUGGGCUGCUGGCCCUGCACGGGGAGGUCUCCGGCACGGGUGGAGGAGAGGGUGGCAGCGGCACCAGACACAUGUUUGGAGGCUGCGCAGUCAUGAUGCUGACGGCUUUGAUGGCGGUCGUCAGCCUGUUCACCCUGGGCAGAAAUGACACGGACCUGCGGCUGGAGGGAAACCGAGGGGAGGCGGACAUGUUCUGAGGAGCUGGGCCACACACACAGUAAAAUACAGGAAUAGUUAGAAGUAUUUUUGCCAAACAUCAAUGAAGAAAAUCAAAGACCAACAUUUCUUUUUACUCAUUUAACUAUUGUUAAACUUGUUUUACUUACCUUCUUCGACACUUUGGGAUCUUGGCAUAAUGUCCCUUUAAUUUGUCAGAUAAAUCGCUGGGAUCAGUUGUAUAAAACUUUAUCAUUCCAUUAAUAUUUUCAGAUGUUGUUGCUUUGGUUUGUGCAGCUCUAAGAAAAGGGGCCAUGUUGAAACAACAUGGACAGUCAACUGAAUGAGUAUCCAAAGAAAUCCAGUCAUAAUCAGCAUGUGAAUGUCAGUUCUCACCAUGUUUCUUUGACUUUUUACUCUUUAUUUAAAUAAAACUGUAGGUCAGUUUUUCUCUGCUGUGUUUGCACCAUGUACAAGGUUUUUCUGUACUCUCAAGGUUUCCAGCAUUCUAACAUUUUGAAAUAAAAAUGCAUGUGAUGUGUAUGUUUUAUAUUGA